CCCGUUACAUAAGCAGUUUGCAGUGGAAACAUUAGCAGCUAGAAGAUAACCGCCACAGAGAAGACGUUUCCAGUGAAAUAGUUUGAUUUUGUUCUGAAUAACAUGGCUCUACGGGAGGCGGAAAGACUGAAAGUUGUUUUGAACCACCUGGACCAUCCCAGUGUUAACAUACACACAUCUUUUACAUCUGCAGAAAACGUGUCAUAUCACCAUCCUGUAGCGUUUAAGUACACCUUGGAUACAGAUGUGCUGUCUCCAGAACAAAGACUUGCUUAUGAAGAAAAUGGCUUUAUUUUGAUCAAAAAUCUGGUUUCCGAAGAGGACAUCGAUAGAUUUAGGAAUGAGUUUGAGCGUAUUUGUACAAGAGAUGUGAAGAUUCCUGGCUUGGUAAUAAUGAGAGAUGUGUCCAUCGCCAAGUCUGAGUUUGUGCAGGGGGAGAAGGCUGUGACUAAACUUCAGGACUUCCAGGAGGACCCAGAGCUGUUCCGCUAUUGCUCUCUGCCUCAGAUUCUAAAAUAUGUUGAGUGUUUCACGGGGCCCAACAUCAUGGCUAUGCACACCAUGCUAAUCAACAAACCCCCUGAUACAGGAAAGAAGACUUCUCGACACCCCCUGCACCAGGACCUGCACUACUUCCCAUUCCGGCCAGCUGAUCGUAUUGUGUGUGCAUGGACAGCAAUGGAGAAAAUAAACCAGCAGAAUGGCUGCCUGGUAGUACUGCCUGGCACCCACAAGGGCACCCUGAAGGAACACGUCUAUCCAGAGUGGGAGGGUGGGGUGAAUAAGAUGUAUCAUGGCAUUACAGACUACAACCCCAACCAUCCCAGAGUGCACUUGGAAAUGGAAAAAGGAGACACUGUGCUUUUUCACCCUUUGCUUAUCCACGGCUCAGGAAUGAACCACACAGAAGGCUUUCGAAAGGCCAUUUCCUGUCACUAUGCCAGUGCUGAUUGUCAGUACAUUGAUGUGAAAGGAUCAACCCAGGAGAACAUCAGCAAGGAGGUGGAAGAGCUUGCUCGCAAAAGACUUGGGAGCGAAACCACUCUUACUUUUCAGGACACCUGGGUAUUUAGAGGACGCCUGGUCCAAGGAGACAGGACAUCCCUGUGAUGCUCAUUUCCUACUUUAGUGUCUGUGCAUCACAGCAAACACAAACAUCCAGAAGAAUAAUUGACAGUACUAAGCUGUGUAAUAAUGUUCUCUAGGAGGAUAUAAUUUAAACAAUAAAGUUAUUUAAAUGCUGGGGAAAUAGGGUAGGAAAUUGGUACGACUCUAUAUAAUGUUUUUAAUACAAUAAAUAGCUGCAACCUGAUUUAAAUCCAUUUUCUAACAUGUAGGAAAAGGUCUGAUGUUCAGCACAUAAAGAGAGAUCACACAUACUGUAUGUGUAUAGAGACAGUUAAAGUAUGUCUGAGAGAUUUUAAAGGGAAAAGAGAAUUUUGUGCCUUCUUUAAUCAGACAGAGAGCUUAAACAGUGCAGAAUGUCAUCACAUCAAAACUGAAUGUAAUCUGUGUUUAAGUGCAUAUAGUCAACAUUGAGAAAUCAUGGGAUUUUUGAGAAAUGCUGCUAAUUUGAUUUUCAUAUUGUUGUAAACGCUUGAGUUAAAAUGUGUUAAUUGUAAUUAAUAUUAAACUGUAAUUGUCUGAAAAUAAA
This is a messenger RNA of Hemibagrus wyckioides, 1654 nucleotides long. RefSeq names its product phytanoyl-CoA 2-hydroxylase (gene phyh). The record is from RefSeq and is a predicted model, not a curated record. NCBI's taxonomy places the organism in Eukaryota, Metazoa, Chordata, Actinopteri, Siluriformes, Bagridae. Gene Ontology annotation, biological process: fatty acid alpha-oxidation. The coding region runs from base 103 to 1110 and encodes 335 amino acids. The transcript is spliced from 9 exons. Gene Ontology annotation, molecular function: phytanoyl-CoA dioxygenase activity.